Yamadazyma tenuis ATCC 10573 is the source of this 625-nucleotide messenger RNA. The record is from RefSeq and is a predicted model, not a curated record. NCBI's taxonomy places the organism in Eukaryota, Fungi, Ascomycota, Pichiomycetes, Serinales, Debaryomycetaceae.
AUUCCACGGGGUGAUAAGACCAAAUAGAAAGCCAUCCACCACCAAUAAAUAUGGAUGUUGAUGGUGGCUUUGUAAGUAUCUGUACGAUGGUUAUCUACUCCAGAUGGUUUCGGUUGUUAGAUCUCUGGGGUCUAUUGUCUGUCAAGAGUUUAAUCAAAUUAUCGUCGUGUGCCUACCGCCAGGGCUUCAGGUUUGGCGCUGGGGAUUUGACUGCGAAAUCCGAAGUCAUGCCCGGUUACCGAUAUGAUACUCAAAUGGUCAGCAAUGUGUACCAGACCACAUAUUCGUACGUUUGGGAUCUCUGAAGUCAUAGAUAAUUAAUACCACUUUGGGAUCGGUCAAUAGGACCCGCUAAGGGCUUAUUUGCGGUGUGGGCAAUCUUCGAGGCUUCUGGCCUAUUGGCAUCGCUCAAUCAGGUAAUUUUGGUCCCUAAGUAAAACACAAAGAUGGGUGAUCUUGAUUUCCAUCUAGCAAACUCCCACCCACACCCAGGCUCUGGUACCCCUGCCUUUCUAUAUAUAUCCCCACCAAUGUCUGUCUCUUGAAUUGUCAAAAAAAAUGGAUUCCUACUUACUUAACCACCCUGGUGACAUUUCUCUAAACUUUGCACUACCAUUGAGUGACG